GUUACGUUGACAACGGACGCUCGUCCUAUUCAUUCUCCCAAAAUGGCAGGGAUAAAAUUGACUGUUAUUGGACUCUUACCAAAUGAAACAUUUCACGUUGCCAAAUUCUGCGCAGAGUAUUUGUACCAGAAUAUUCCUACUAAGUUCCAAUCUCCUGAAAUCAGAGGUCUCCUGGAGUUUCAGUGGGAGCAGUAUGUGGAAGAACAACGAAAAGCCUUGAGAGAUGAGACAUGGGUUUUCAAUGAAAAGGCUAUGACUUACGUUCACACCCAUGGAGAUUGCGCUUUCCUCGGAGGCCCAAAGGCCUUGCAGGAGUGGGCACAGGAGCACUUUGGGUACAGGGAAUGCAAGCCUUUACCUCUCUACAUGGCUCUGGCGGAGGAAGCGUAUAGGGAGCACAUACUUGCCACAAAUCAUACAUUUGUGUACUUUGACGUGACAGUGGAUGGAGAAAAGGCUGGCAGACUGCUGUUUGAGCUUUAUACAGACCGAUGCCCAAAGACAUGUGAGAACUUCCGAGCGUUGUGCACUGGUGAGGAAGGACAGAAAACAGACGAUACCCUGAUGAAAUACCACUAUCUGGAUACCUUGUUUCAUAGGAUUGUACCAAAUGGUUGGAUACAAGGAGGGGAUAUCCUGUAUGGGGCAGGAGAUAAAGGUGAAUCAAUCUAUGGAGAAGUUUUUGAAGAUGAGAAUUUCUCCAUGAAGCAUGAUUCCAGGGGUAUACUAGGGAUGGCCAAUAGAGGGCGACAUACAAAUGGUUCUCAGUUCUACAUCACAUGUCAGCCUGCACCAUGGAUGGACACCAAAUAUGUAGCGUUUGGAAAACUUGUGGAAGGCACUGACGUUCUCAAAACCCUGGAGGCGCAGGAGACGUAUAACGAGAGGCCAAAGAAGGACUGUAAGAUCGCUGCCUGUGGGGUGUUUGUUCCGAAAGAUGAUGAGGCCAUGGCUUAAACCUGGGCCCUGUCUUACAAAGAGUUGUGAUUGUUGAAAAUCCAUCCAUACCAUAAUUUUUUCUACAGGAAAUUUGCGCGAUCUCCUUAGUAAAUAAAGGGAAUCACACUGAAUCUUCAAGAGAAUGAUGAAUAUAUGAAUAUGCAUCAUAUCUAGAAAAUAUUUUGAACAAAUUUGCAUUUUAGAUGUUGAUGUGUCUGGCUGUCAAUUGUUGUAAUUGAUGGGAUCAAUCACAAGUAUUUGAAAGACGGGUCCCUGGACCCUGUUCGACAAUGCUUUAGCAUUUGAUCAUAUGACUUAUUUCUUCGCUUCAUUACAUUGAUCAUUAUGUGUAAUCAAGCAUAAAAAUCAAUUAUACGAUCGAUUGUUAGGCUUUGUGGUAUGGGCUGCUGGACUAGCUUUUAGGUGAAACAGUUUUUUAACCUGAUAUUUUCAGACCUCAAAUGACCAAUUUCCAUCAUGGUUUUUGUUUUCAAAGAACUCCGAUGGGACGAAGUCUUUAUUAUGGAAUACACAGACCAUUUUUAUGGGGUACUUGUCUAAAGUGAUAUAAAUUGAAUGAGUUGGUUAACAAUGAGCAAGAAGAGCACUUACAAUGUCAUCAAACUUUGAUUACGGUAAUUAUUGUAAACUAAUUUCUAAUAUUUCCACUUUUUUGUCAAAAUUCAUAUGCAAAUUACUAGGGGUAUGCAAGAAAUGAGCUCAUUUUGUAUUUCCACUCUAUUGGUUUUCUCAUUUUCUGUGCAUUUUAUUUAAUGAAAUAACAAAUAUUCCAGUUCUCUGCUCAACACAUUAUUCAUUUUCUAAGGUCAUCAUUGCUAUAUUUUUCUUUCUGAAGGAGAUAUGAUAAUAAUGAUGUUCAAUUCAAUUUGAUAAAUGACAGGAAUUGUCAAAUCAAAUCAUUAGGUGGCAAAUGAUUGUUGAUGUAUAUACAACAGUUUCAUCCAAAUAAUGCAAAACUGAGAAACUCCAUGCCUUUCUUCAAAUUUUCAUCUGAU
Lytechinus variegatus (green sea urchin) is the source of this 1955-nucleotide messenger RNA. Its product is annotated as peptidyl-prolyl cis-trans isomerase CYP18-3-like. The record is from RefSeq and is a predicted model, not a curated record. Bases 43 to 957 code for a protein of 304 amino acids. Lineage: Eukaryota; Metazoa; Echinodermata; Echinoidea; Temnopleuroida; Toxopneustidae. Gene Ontology annotation, biological process: protein peptidyl-prolyl isomerization. The transcript is spliced from 8 exons. Gene Ontology annotation, molecular function: peptidyl-prolyl cis-trans isomerase activity.